GCAUUUAGGAAAUUGGGUUUGGAGUGCAGUCGCUGCCGCAGAAUCCUUCUCGCUCGCUCGUAUUAUUGUAUCUGUGUAUGAUUCGCACAGUUUUGGCUUGCGCCUUCAGGACGACUCGGGCGGUACUGACGUUGACGACCGUGUGGAUCUUGUGAGAGCAUCCCAACCGCACAACCCAUUCCCUUCACCAGGAUGGCGUUAACGAUCUGCACGAGAUUUACCGACGAAUACCAGCUAUUUGAAGAGUUGGGCAAGGGAGCUUUCUCUGUGGUCAGGAGGUGUCUGAAGAUCUCCUCUGGCCAGGAGUAUGCGGCCAAAAUCAUCAACACCAAGAAGCUUUCUGCCAGAGACCACCAGAAGCUUGAGAGAGAGGCGAGGAUUUGCCGUUUAUUGAAACACCCCAAUAUUGUUCGUCUCCAUGACAGCAUAUCAGAAGAAGGCUUCCACUACCUGGUCUUUGAUCUGGUGACAGGAGGAGAGCUGUUUGAGGACAUUGUAGCCAGGGAGUACUACAGUGAGGCUGAUGCCAGUCAUUGUAUACAGCAGAUUCUGGAGAGUGUUCACCACUGCCAUGUCAAUGGAAUAGUGCACAGGGAUCUCAAGCCUGAGAACCUUCUAUUGGCCAGUAAGCUGAAGGGGGCGGCGGUCAAGUUGGCUGACUUUGGAUUGGCCAUCGAGGUGCAGGGGGACCAACAGGCAUGGUUUGGUUUUGCUGGAACUCCGGGCUACCUUUCUCCAGAGGUGCUGAGAAAAGACCCAUAUGGCAAGCCAGUGGACAUGUGGGCUUGUGGGGUCAUCCUGUAUAUCCUGCUGGUUGGCUAUCCGCCAUUCUGGGACGAGGACCAACAUCGCCUGUACCAGCAGAUCAAGGCUGGGGCCUAUGAUUUUCCAUCUCCGGAGUGGGACACAGUGACCCCUGAAGCUAAAGACCUGAUCAACAAGAUGCUGACCAUCAACCCUAGCAAACGUAUCAAUGCCACCGAAGCCCUGAAACACCCCUGGAUCUGCCAACGCUCAACUGUCGCCUCCAUGAUGCACAGACAGGAGACGGUGGAGUGCCUGAAGAAGUUCAACGCCAGGAGGAAACUUAAGGGAGCCAUUCUGACCACUCUGCUGGUCACAAGAAACUUCUCAGCAGCCAAAAGUUUGCUGAACAAGAAAGCGGACGGCGUCAAGGUAAACAACAAAGCCAACACAGUGACCAGCUCUAAAGAAACUGGCCCUGCCCCUGCCCUGGAACCUCAGACCACAGUCAUCCACAACCCUGUAGAUGGAAACAAGGAGUCCAUAGAAAGUGCCAACACCACCAUAGAGGAUGAGGAUGUUAAAGUGCUCCGUCUGGGGAACUUUGUAGGCAGUAUCUUGAGCUCUAAGGGCUGCUCCUCCCAGACCUCGGAGCCCAGGCAGACUCCUACCUCCUCAGUCCAGACCUGCACCAAUAACAAUAAAGCCCGUAAGCAGGAGAUCAUUAAGGUCACUGAGCAGCUGAUUGAGUCUAUCAACAACGGAGACUUUGAAGCUUACGCUAAGAUUUGUGAUCCUGGCCUGACCUCCUUUGAACCUGAGGCCCUGGGCAAUCUGGUGGAGGGUCAUGACUUCCACCGCUUCUACUUUGAGAACGCUCUGUCUAAAGGCAACAAGCCGGUACAUACUAUCCUGCUGAAUCCCCACGUCCACUUGAUCGGAGAGAACGCUGCGUGUAUUGCGUACAUUCGCCUCACCCAGUACAUGGACGCCGCCAGCAUGCCGCGCACCAUGCAGUCCGAGGAGACCCGCGUGUGGCACCGCCGCGACGGGAAGUGGCAAAACAUCCACUUCCACCGCUCUGGGGCUCCCAGUGUCCCAUCCCAUUAAUGGAAUAUCAAGAUUAAGUUGAAAAUCCCAUCAACGAUUCUCUGUGACGGGCAAUCAACUAGCCAACCCCUGAUUGCCCACUGACCCCCCUAUAAAGACAUAACAUCGCACAGGACAACAAUAUCAACACAUUUUAAUGUUAACACAUUUUACUACAGAAAGUCAUUGGUACCACAGACGGUGGCAGCACACCAUAUUUGGACAUUGUCAGAUGAGCUUAUAACUGACAUUUCUUUUUUCUGUUUUUUAAGCUGUUUUGGUAUGCAUUUUACAUAUAUAGAGAGAGAUGUUAAAAAUCUACUACUGUAACCUCUCCCGAAAAUUAGUUCUGUAUUUUUAUGUGUAUUUAUGUGUGUGCAAUACGAAACAUUUGAAAGAUCAGAAUGUUAAAAUUGAGCUUGCUUUAGUUCUGGUGAUGUACAUAUGAAUACAUUGUGAUUGUUGAUCACAAUGUAUUCAUCAAUUUAGUGUCACAAACAGACACUAAAUUGCUAUUCUUGCUAUCAGAGGAAUUAAGAAUUUACGUAAAUUUAUGAGCUACAUUUCUCUUUGCUAUGAGCUAAGUCAUGUUUGAAUCAUCAGAUUUUGACACGUACUACUAAUUUAACUGUAAAGAGAAGCUAAGCCGCUUAUACUUUGCAUUAAGAUAUGUUUGCCUUUAUAUCAUUGAAUAAGAAAUAAGAGAAUGUAGCAUAUAUGUCAUAUAUGAAAAAUCAAGAUUAUUGUGUUAUGCAUGGGGUGGAAGGGGUAUCGUGACCAUAUGGAACUAUAAUAUCUUCUGUUUUGAUUUGUGAAAUCACUGAUUCACUUUGUUAAUGUUGUGCACCGGUCCUGUCUGGAAUGUUCCACUGUCCUCCAGUGUCAUAGACCUGUCUUAAAAUACCGAAAAACACAACUAUAGGUGGUAAAAUGUCUAGUAGAAAAAUCACUGCAUCACAAUGGAUCAAGAGGGUUAAGAAACGUUCAGUUGGUCAAAGCAGCCCUUCACAUUUUAUAGAAAAGACGGAAUGAGGAUAAAAAAUAUUUUCAUUUUCAGAAUGUUUGUAUACCUGUAUUGUACUUCCACUGUAAGUAAGAGUUAUGUUGUUGUAUUCCUCCUCUUAUCAUUUCUUUUUGUAAUUUCAAACAUAUCAUUUUGAAGAGGAGAAGCAAAGGUCUGUCCACCUGGAUAAGCAGUGGUACGUUUUAGCUUAAUUAAGCUUCUCUGGAAACCCAUGGUCUAGAACCAAACUGAGUUUUUUAAACUACUGCAAUUAGAGAACAUAUGAAGGGAUGAGAGGAAGGAGAGAAAAGAAGAGGGAGGAGGGAAUGGGAAGAGAGGAAGGAGGAGAGAAUAGAUAUGGAAGUGACUAAGAGGAUGGGUGAGGAUGAGCAAAAGGGCCAGGAACUGUUACAAAGUAGAGAGGGAAAGAAGGAGGAAAAGAAGAGAAGGAGAAGGAAGAUGAGGAACAAGAAGAAAUCCAGUACAGUAUGUUGGAGAAGGGAGAGGUGAUGAAGAGAGGAGAGAAGGGGUAGUGUAGGAGGUGAUGGGAAGGAGAGAGGAAAGGAAGCUAGAAGACGAGGCGGAAGAAGAGAAGAACAGUGAAGGAGAAAGGUCAUUUGGUAAAGUCAUGUGGUAAAGGUCAUGUGGUAAAGUCAUGUGGUAAAGGUCAUGUGGUAAAGUCAUGUGGUAAAGUCUUCCCUGAGGACCUGAGCUUCUAUGUGUCUGUCCUCACACCACCUCACCAAUACAUCAAUUUAUCCUCAUCAAUACUUUACAGUUUUUUUUUUUUAGGAAAUCUACAAUUAACUUAAUUUCUUUUUGCAAAACGUAUGAUGUCAAUGCAAUGCAGCACCCGUGACAUGGUGUGUAUAAAUUGUUGCUGGCUUGGCAAUAAAUGGAUAACAUGUUUAAGAAGUAAAUAAAUAUAAAAGGUGUGA
Molecule: messenger RNA, 3774 nt
Organism: Osmerus eperlanus (European smelt)
Lineage: Eukaryota; Metazoa; Chordata; Actinopteri; Osmeriformes; Osmeridae
Gene: camk2d2
Product: calcium/calmodulin-dependent protein kinase (CaM kinase) II delta 2
Exons: 22
Coding region: 193-1854 (553 amino acids)
Biological process (GO): protein phosphorylation
Molecular function (GO): ATP binding; calcium/calmodulin-dependent protein kinase activity; calmodulin binding
Source: RefSeq, a predicted model, not a curated record